Molecule: messenger RNA, 2607 nt
Organism: Pecten maximus
Lineage: Eukaryota; Metazoa; Mollusca; Bivalvia; Pectinida; Pectinidae
Product: condensin complex subunit 1-like
Exons: 20
Biological process (GO): mitotic chromosome condensation; meiotic chromosome condensation
Cellular component (GO): condensed chromosome, centromeric region
Molecular function (GO): histone binding
Source: RefSeq, a predicted model, not a curated record
ACUAGAUAAAAGGCGGAAACUUCGAACGAGCCAGAGGAACUAGAAAGACUCAAAGAUUGUUGAUGUCUUGUAUUGACAACUGCAAUCAUGACGUUUGAAUUCCUUAUCCCUGUCGCUCGAGACGACCUGCUGAACAAGACGAAUGUGUCUCAGUUUGUUGUUGAUGAGGUGUUGUCACCUAGAGAGUUACCAGGGGCUUUACAUGAACUGAAGACAAACUUACGGACUCAUGGAGCUCGUGUAAUUCUGGAAAAUUUUGAUGUUUUGUUCAGUGUUCUGUGUCUACAAAGAGAUCUUGCCCAUGAAUUGAAGGAAGAUGCUUGGGAACUUGUUGUGAAUAUUGCAAAAUCCUUGUCAAAUGACCUUGCAAAUAUUCUGGAAGAUGAACCCCCAGUUGCGGAGGAAAAACGGAACAGCCUUAACAUGGUCAAGAUGGUGUGCUACCUUCUGUGUCAGUACAUGGAAAUGUUGGAUGCUGAUGACUCCAAACCAAGUGCAACACAGUUAGUUAAUGCAAAGGGCCGGGCUAAGACCAGCAAGAUGAAGAAAGCAAGCACAGGGAUGGAUUGGGACGAGGAGCGUGGAGUGGGACUUAAGGCCCUGCUGCAUCUUGUAUCACUCAACCUGCACAGACUGUGGGACCCACCCAUUCCAGACGAAGAAUUUGUCAACUUGGUUACAAAUUGUUGUUACAAAUUGUUCGAAAAUCCUGGAAUGUCAUAUGCCUCUGCAAUGGAAACAAGACAGGUGAUGAAUCGCAUCCUGGCUGUCAUGGUGAAAAGCUACAACCACAGUUUGGGUUGCAGUCUAAAGUUGGUACAGCUGGUCCAGCACUUUGAACAUCUUGCGGUUCCCCUGGCCCAGACGCUACAGGUCAUUACUGAGGAGUUUGGAGUGAAAACUGUUCUGUGUGAAAUAACAAGGGAAAUAGGACGUCUGGCCCCAGAGGAUGCAGCGAAAGAUUCCUCAGGAACUCGUAACUGCUCCACCUUCCUGGUGGAGAUUGCUGACAGGAUCCCAGCUUAUGUUCUGCCCAAUAUGAGUCUGUUAUUGUGUCACCUGGACAGUGAGCCGUACAUCAUGAGGAACUGUGUGUUAGGUGUGAUCGGGGAGAUACUGAUGAAGGUUCUCAACAAGGACAGUUUGGACGACAAAACCAAGGCAACACGUGAUCAGUUCCUCGACAAUCUGGAGGAUCAUGUCCAUGACACUAAUGCCUACGUCAGGAGCAAAUGUCUGCAGAUCUGGAUAGCAAUCGUAAAUGAAAAGUGCCUUCCACUGAGUCGACAGGUCAGCCUGACCACUCUGGUUGUCGGCCGACUCCAGGACAAGUCCAGCUCGGUCCGCAAACAGGCCCUUCAGUUGAUCACCAACCUGUUCAAAUGCAACCCAUACGCAGCCAAGUUUUCAGUCAAAGAACUGGAACAGAGUUAUGAAAGUGAAGCUGAGAAGUUGAAACAGAUGAUGAGAGAGGAUGUGGAGAAUGGUGGGCAAGGUAACCCAAUGAUGGAAAAGUUGGAGACUGAAUGGCAAACAAUGGAGAUCAAGAUAAAUGAGGCUCUGCUUGACGAAGGAGAAUCACAGGACACAGAGAAGGCAGAAUCUGGAGACGAGGAGGAGGAAGGAUCACAAAAACAAAUCAAAACUUCAGAUGCUGUAAUAACGGACGAGGACAAUCUGGACAGUGUAACAGCAAGAGUUAUGUCCCUUCUGAAGGAAGAAAAGUGGUGUGCUACCCACAAACUGAUGACAGCUAUGGUGAUGACUUACCCAGAUUCUUCUAAGGAGGCUUCACAGGAGAGUGAAAGAACGGAUUCACAAGAAUCAAGUCAGGAAGAUGGUACCAAUAUCAUCCAGUGUCUUAAAAAGUUGUUCCUCAGGCAGAAGAGCAUUAACCUAGAAUUGUCUGAAGACGCUAUCCACAGUCAAAUGUCUGAGGACCAAUGUGGGGCAGUCAGUGACAUGUCCAAGCAGCAGGUGCUUGUUUGGUACUUAAGGGACACACUUGCCUUUGGAGUGGAAACUGAAAAAGCCUUUCCCAUCAUCUGUCGCCUGUUGGGAUCGGAGAACGUAUCAGAUGUUCUAGGCGCUGUAGAUUUCUUUGUGACUGGGUUUAAGUUUGGUCUAUCCUCAGCCAUGCAGGGAGUACGACGCAUGUUGCCACUUAUCUGGUCGAAGGAAUCUGGUGUCAAGGAUGCUGUUGUUGAUGCCUACAAAAAGAUGUAUCUGUCUCCUGAAGGCAACAGUCAAAGAGCGUGUGCCCUAGCUAUAGUGAAGAACCUGACAGCACUGAGCUAUGGCGUCACCAUAGGAGAUCUUACCUCACUCGAAGGCUUGAUGAUGGAGCUGAUGAAAACAGGAGACCUGAACAGCACUGUGAUGAAGAUUCUUUGGGAACGCUUCACACUCAAGAUCCCAGACACAUCAGCCGAGGACAGCCGAUCAGCAAUCUUACUUCUGUCCAUGGCAGCAGGAGCUGAUAACACAGUGGUACGAAGUAACAUCAACGUGAUGGUGAGUGAGGGACUAGGACCUCGGGCAGAGUCCGACUUCAUCCUGGCCAGGGACACCUGUCUGGCACUCCUCAAACUCUCUAACUCUAAAAGG